AUGGCCCUGUGGACACGUCUCCUGCCCCUGCUGGGCCUGCUGGCCCUCUGGGGGCCUGACCCUGCCCAGGCCUUCGUCAACCAGCACCUUUGUGGCUCCCACUUGGUGGAGGCACUUUACCUGGUGUGUGGGGAGCGUGGCUUUUUCUACACACCCAAGUCCCGCCGGGAGGUAGAGGACCCUCAGGUGGGGCAGAUGGAGCUAGGUGGGGGUCCUGGGGUGGGUGGCCCGCAGUCCUUGGCACUGGAAGUGGCCCCACAGAAGCGUGGAAUCGUGGACCAGUGCUGUACGAGCAUCUGCUCCUUAUACCAGCUGGAGAAUUAUUGCAACUAG
This is a messenger RNA of Castor canadensis (American beaver), 333 nucleotides long. It is a transcript of the gene Ins, whose product is annotated as insulin. NCBI's taxonomy places the organism in Eukaryota, Metazoa, Chordata, Mammalia, Rodentia, Castoridae. Gene Ontology annotation, cellular component: extracellular region. The record is from RefSeq and is a predicted model, not a curated record. Gene Ontology annotation, biological process: positive regulation of protein secretion; glucose homeostasis. Gene Ontology annotation, molecular function: insulin receptor binding; hormone activity.